AAUACUAUAAGCAUCGCAAUAUAAUCGACGAAAAGAACAUAGACGUCAUGUUAUGUGACCACCUUAACAUGGCUUGCGUGGAAGCUGCCAAGUCAGCCAAGAUACCCAGUAUUAUAACUUUAACAAUGGCUCUAGGCCCUGACGCUUCUGCACCAUAUAUUAACUCCGAUGCGGCUAACCUUCAUCGUCCAAUAAGCAAAGGUGUUCCAUUUCACGAAAGACUUGCUGACAGAGUCAUCAAUCCUUUGCGUUUCUUCAUAGGCACUCGAUCGUUUGCCAAGAGAAUUGCUCAAGAACAAAUGUCACUUGGUAUCAAGCCCACAAUUACUCCUCCAAAGAGUUGGGAAGACAGUAUCAAGAUUGUGAAUAUCGCCUUUGGCUUUGAAUUUCCUCGUCCUCUCGGUCCUUUGGUUGAACUUAUAGGUCCUAUUGUCCCUCAAACAUACCCAGCUCUUAACACUGAACUUCGAACCUUUCUCGAUCAUCAUCGCAAGGUCGUCUAUGUCGCCUUUGGUCAAUGGGCUGUGCCCAAACCAAGUGAUAUCAAGCUCAUCUUGACAGCCUUGCUUGAAAAUAUGGAAACCAAGCAUAUUGACGGCAUCAUAUGGUCUACUCGUGGCAUUCGAGAUCUAUUCCCUGAUAUGAUUACCACUCGAUCUAACACAAUCUAUGAUAUCAACAGUUUCUUCACAAACCCUGCUGGCAACUCCAACAUCGCCUUCGUUGACUGGGCACCUCAAGUCGCCAUUCUUCAUCAUCCUUCUACUUGCCUGUUCCUCACGCACGGUGGUGUUGGCUCCUUAUACGAGUCAAUGCAUGCUGCUGUGCCUGUUGCUGUAUUCCCCUUUUUCUGUGAUCAACCCGCUAC
Rhizopus microsporus ATCC 52813 is the source of this 868-nucleotide messenger RNA. Its product is annotated as UDP-Glycosyltransferase/glycogen phosphorylase. NCBI's taxonomy places the organism in Eukaryota, Fungi, Mucoromycota, Mucoromycetes, Mucorales, Rhizopodaceae. Gene Ontology annotation, molecular function: UDP-glycosyltransferase activity. The record is from RefSeq and is a predicted model, not a curated record. The annotation marks the transcript as partial. The transcript is spliced from 2 exons.